AUAAGCUCUUCCUCUUCCUCCCCUAACAAACCCCUUUCGGGUCUCGGCUUUGGAGUUCGUCGUUUUGGGCGGCAGAGAUGUCUUUGAGCGUCGAACAGCAUGACGACAACACCUUCACCGUCACCUUCAACGAUUCCGAUCACAUUUACACCACCGUCACCGCUUCCGGGUCCGACGUCGAGGAGUGGAUCGACGAGAUCCUCCGCAUCCACCGCCGCCGCCUAAACCGCCUCGUCGUCGGCCUCGACGCCGAGUGGCGCCCCUCCUUCUCCCCCACCCAGAACCCCGUCGCCGUCCUCCAGCUCUGCGUCGGCCGCCGCUGCCUCGUGUUCCUCCUCCUCCACGCCGACUACGUCCCCUACUCCCUCGCUGACUUCCUCGCCGACCACCGCUUCACCUUCGUCGGCGUCGGCGUCGACGGCGACGCCGAACGCCUCGACGAGGAGCAGAACCUGCAGGUCGCCAAUGCCGUCGACCUCCGCACCCUCGCCGCGGAUAAGAUGGGGCAACGAGGGCUCAAGAACGCGGGGCUCGCCCGGCUCGCGGCGGAGGUGAUGGGCUUGGAGGUGUGGAAGCCCAAACGGGUGACGAUGAGCCACUGGGACCGGAGGUACCUCAACUACGAGCAAAUCUCGUACGCCUGCUCCGACGCCUUCCUCUCGUUCGAGAUCGGGAGGCGCCUCUUUGCCGGGGAGUUCUGAUGGACCCCAUGGUAACAUUGGAUCUCUUCUUGGCUUCGUUUUGGGGGUCUACUGAACUGCCGAUAUUAGGGUUUCAGAUUAGGUGUGAUUGUAGGUGCAUCUUACGAAGGCUUUGGAUCGUAUUUAAGGGGUUUUCUAAAGCAAUGGUCUAUGAUCAUAUUUUAGCUUUAGCAUCUUUCUUUUGCUUAUGUUAUGCCUAAACCUCUAUAUGUCUACUGAAGACAACAACUAAGACAUAAGUGUUAUCAGGUAAAUGAUUGCAGCUUGCAAGGUUUAAAGUAUUUAUAGGAAUAGUUGUCUGUAGUUAAAUUAAUGCCUCUAUAGCUUUUAGUCUAUGGUUUCUUUCUGUUUUAUUUCAACUUUUAAACAUCAAUAGGUUGGGAAGAAUCCUCUGUAUGUACAGUUUGUUUAUUUGUUUUUAUGAUAUAGUUAUUGAAUGUUUGCUGGA
Musa acuminata AAA Group (dessert banana) is the source of this 1149-nucleotide messenger RNA. Its product is annotated as 3'-5' exonuclease. The coding region runs from base 78 to 701 and encodes 207 amino acids. Gene Ontology annotation, molecular function: nucleic acid binding; 3'-5' exonuclease activity. NCBI's taxonomy places the organism in Eukaryota, Viridiplantae, Streptophyta, Magnoliopsida, Zingiberales, Musaceae. The record is from RefSeq and is a predicted model, not a curated record. The transcript has a single exon. Gene Ontology annotation, biological process: nucleobase-containing compound metabolic process. Gene Ontology annotation, cellular component: nucleus; cytoplasm.